Coregonus sp. 'balchen' is the source of this 3834-nucleotide messenger RNA. The record is from the annotation of a GenBank genome assembly. Lineage: Eukaryota; Metazoa; Chordata; Actinopteri; Salmoniformes; Salmonidae.
GUUCAAUACCAAAUAUAGUAAUUGUGUUAUUAAAUGUCCUUGAACGGUGCCCUGGUUUGUGGUAACAUUGCCAAAGUUUAUAAUAAAAAAAAAACGCUGAGCUGAUAUUCAGUGAUUGAAUAACCUGCACGUGCCAAAUUGUAUGUUUGAUCAUACAACCAACGAGUAGCCUACUAGCGUAUGGCCCCAGCUAAUUCUGUUUUCUCAAGAAGUUUGCAAGGCUAGUGUUUCCAGAUUAUAUUACCCCUACAGCUCGGUCGCUUUGUUUGAAUGACUGACUGUCAACAGAAGCCAUUUUUAAACCUGAUUUUUACUACGCCUUUUGAAGCGUUUCCACAUACAUUUAUCUGGAGACUACAGAUCAAGGCGCUGAUCCUCAAGAAAACGUCUUUAUAGAAUUGCCUAUUCUAUUUAUCACGUGAAGGAGCCUACGUUUUGAUUUUCCAACAUGACUUCCUACAACCGUGCAAAUUCAUCCUCAGUACCAGUUUUAUUAUCCACGCUUGUUUUAAUGCUCGGCUUGGCAGCGCGAUGCGUAGUGCAGGCCAUGCCUUCGGAGGAGAGCCCUCAAGCGGCCCCAGCAUCAGUCAGUCUCCGGUCCCUGGUCACGGGGACCUGUAAAGAUGUCCACAAAUACGUGGAGUCCGUGGUGGGAACCAAUGUAAUCGAAACGACUGUUGAGGUAAGGAGGAUUGGAAAAGAAGCCAUCAAAUGUAGACUGAGUAAAUCUAACCAGCACUUAAUCAAUCCUGGGGCGUAUUCAUUACGCCGAUUCUGUUGGCAAACAUUUCUUAAACGGAAGCAAACAGUACGAAACGGGGAGGGACCUACUUGAAUUUGUCGAAUAAAAACUCUCGUUUGGACUAACGGUUACACCCCUGUUUCCUGUGUUAUUCUAUUCAUUCAUCAAUUAACUAUACUUCAUUUAUAUUUCUAACUAUCUUCUUUCUAAGGGUGACCUUUGCUCCCUUUUAAAAGCAUUCCUUGAUUGUGGUUUUAUCUGUCAACUAAAAUUGUCUUUCUCAAAUCUUUCUUCAUCACCUCCUCCACUCCCCCCCCCCCCCCCCCCCCCCCCCCCCCAACAACUCCCAUUUUCUUCCCCGACCCCUUCCCUCUCUCUCCCCUUGGCCCACUCACUACAUGAUAAUCUCUCCUCUGAUCCCCCCUCUACUCUGCCCUAAUUUCAUGUCUGCUUAUAUCCAUGCACCCUCUCCCCUGCUGCCACUACUCUGUGCACCCCUACCCCAGAGUGUGCUGUUGUAUCUAGAGUCAGUACUUGGGCAAGAGAACGUCUAUACCAUGGCCAUGGUAAGAAACCACCAGGUUCCUCAUCUAACUAACCUCUGCUCUGACAAUAGGUCCAGAACAAAGCUCCUUAUAGCUCUGUUUGCAGGGCACAUGUCAGUCACUUCAUACAGCAUGUGUGUUAUACAGAUAGGCAAAUUACUACAUCAUUCUUACAUUUUAUGGCAGUUGUGGUUAUGGUUUUAUGUGUUUGUGUAACUGUAUAUAGUCUACAUUCAUAGCCACAAUGAUUGCCCAUGAUUUAGAUUUUUAGAGUGCCUUUUUAAAAGUUACAUGCGGACACAUUACAAGCUGACAGAGAUGGACAGUUGUCUCUGGCCUGCUCUGACACAGUGAACAGUGCUUCUUGUGUAGGGUAGCAACAGGUGCAGAGGAGUCUGGCUGUCCUACUAUGGUUACCCUUGACCUCAGCUAAGCAGUCUGGGGAUGGGGGGGAUGGGGGGGGGGGGGUUGGAGAGGUUUAUGAGGGGCUACUCCAGAAUGGGGGAAGUUGUCAGUCCGGCUGUCAAGUCUUUUUUUUUUAAAAGGACAGCUUCGAUCUCACACACCACACACAAGUGUUACAUCAUCAACAAUACCCCCAUUAUGCCAGCUGGGAAAGACACUUGUGCAUUUGCGCAUAGGGACUCAAUCAUUUAGCUCAAUACAAAUGGAUUGCACUUGUAUGGUGACCGACUGGCCAUUGUGUUUAAACUAACGGUAUGAUCAAAGGCAAUCUGUAUUGUAGGAAUUGAACAUACCUACCACUCAUAAAAAGAUCUAGGUCAGCGUUGAGUGGGAAGAUUGAAUCAGUGACCCAUAUCUGCAGACGCCACCUAUUUAUACUGAUUGAUAGCUGACCUUGUAGCAACAGCUGUGGUCAUUCUAAUUUAAUGGUAUUACUUGUCACUGUCAGUUGUGCUGCACUAUCACUACAGGAUCAUGGUAAGAAAUGAAUGUUACUGGACAUAAGGUAAGCUACAGGCGGGGGGAAAUGGGCUGACUUCGUUGGCCACUUUAAAGUGAAUGUAUGUCCCUCUACUCUAGAAUAGGACUCGAAUAUUUUUUAACCAGAGCAACAGUUUUAAUUCUCCCCUUAUAGUACAAAUAUGUAAGCUGUACUGUAAGCCAUGUCAACAUUCUUCUCACCCUUUCUCUCCCCCGCCCUCUUAGUUCUUUGAGAUGUUGAUCCGGUUUCUGGCUGAGGGAGCUGCCAGCGGCCUGAAUGUCAUCGCGGUUUACGUCAUAGAGAUCCUCAGGGUCACAGGAGUUGAUGGUGGGUGACCGAGUUUGUGUGUAGGUUCAUCCUUUCUGCAUCACAUCUACUUUGGGUUUAGAGAGCUCAAAUCUACCACACCACUGGCAUGCAGAAAACACCCACUUUUAGUCCGUCAAACCUGUAGCUGCAGUUGCGUAGUAGUUGUGUGCCAGUGAAAAUCUAUUGUUUCAUCCUAAGAGAAGUUGGAAUGAGAACAACUGCCUCUCCCUCUUUGUAAUAUGGAAACUGGGAAGUGUGGGUGUGAGUUCCUCCUUUUGUGUUUGUGAUUUGAUCUCUGUAAUAGGAUCUAAACAGCACACAGGCUAUUGGUUUUCAAAGAGAUUGCUCUUCAAAUUCACUCACGCCUUGUGACUUGAGAUAUUUGCACUGACUCAAGUUCUAGAAUAAAGGUAGUGACAACAAAAUAAUUGAAUUACCCCCGGCAAUAUUUAAACACGCUCUCAAAACUCUCUUCCUCCAUCUCUCUCUCCAGUCCAGCUGCCGUUCCCUCACUUUACCCCAGAGGGCGUGGCCUCAGUAGGUCAGUGGGCUCUGCUGGCUCUGAUUGGCUACUGGGUGCUGUCCAUUGUCCUGCGCCUAUUGGUGGGCGUGGUGAGGAGGGUGUUCUGGAUGCUGAAGGCGGGCACAGCGCUGUGGCUCUUCGGCCUGAUCGUCAGCGAUUCCAAGGCUGGUUCAGACACCACAGCUGUCCGGUUGGCAGGCCUGGUGCUCGGGUGUGCCCUUCUGGGGCUUGCCAGCUACGGAUCAGAAAAGACAGUCCACGUGGAAGACCGCCUGAGCAUCCUGGAGGGAAGGGUGAAGGCGGUGGAGAGGAGGAAGGGAGAUGAGUGAUGGAAUAGGGGAUUGGAGGAUAGUUGGAAGGAUAAGGAGGAUGAUGGUUGUGAUGUUGGGGGUCUCUGUAUGUGUAUGUUACUCAAGUGAAAAUAAAGCAACCUCUGGGAUUUUUUGAUUGAAAUGCGCGUAAGAAAGUGGUUUCUCAUUUCUUAUCCCAUUAGGUGUGUUUGUUUGUCUAUUACAUGUAAUAGCAUCUGACAUCUGAUACAUGGAGAAUAUAGUUUAUUUAUUUUUUUAAAUAGAGAAAACGGGCAAGUAUUCAAGUGGUUUAAUUUGUUUGUUUUACUCCAAGAUACACGUUGCAUUAGUGGUUUUAGAUGAAGGUUUCUAUUCUCUCUUGCAAGGCUAUGUCAGUGUUUGUAUUUACAGUAUCUUGCCUAUAUUGAUUCUAAAUGACUCACAGAAGACAUUAAUAAAACACAGUGCAAUAUAUAAAG